CAGCCUUUGCCGGCCCGAGCUGUUCCAGUGAAGUUUCCGAUGUAAAUCGCCAGCUGGGACCACUGUCGAUUUCUUGUUCAUUGGAUUUGUACUUUACAGUUGAAGCCCUCAUCAUCCACAAUGGCAAGGUAGAAUUUUGAGGUCAUUUAUGGAAGAACGCGGGGAGAAUACAAUGUAAAGUUGGAUCUGACCCGGUCUUCCCUAAAUUAUCUCCCUACCCUGCAGCUUCAAAGAAAGUCGCCAUCGUUUUUUCAAUCUAUCAACCCUCAAACCUUCGUUGUUUCCUUUGGAAGAAUCCUAGACCCUCUCACUUGGCACCGAUGGCCACUCCUUCCUCGAAUUUCCUGCUCGCCUUCUAUAUAACCAUCCUUCAGCCCCCUUCUCUGCUCUUCAAUCCCAUCUACGAAAGUUUCAAUCUUUUAACUCCAUUCAAAUGGCCGGACAAGGUUUCGAAUUCGAGGAUUUCCUCCCCAUCAUCGCGGAGAAGUUAGGUGAGGAUGGUUUGAUUGCGGAGCUUUGCAACGGUUUUCGUCUUCUGAUGGAUCCUGCGAGGGGGCUUAUCACCUUCGACAGCCUUAAGAGGAAUGCAGCUUUUCUAGGGCUUAACGGAAUGCGUGAUGAUGAGCUUAGGGGGAUGCUGAUGGAAGGAGACCUUGACGGCGACGGUGCGCUCAGCGAGAUGGAGUUUUGUGCGCUCAUGGUGCGGCUUAGCCCGGAGCUCAUGGAGGAGUCUUGGCGAUUGGUGGAUGAGGCGCUCCAGCAAAGAGUUAGAUCUCCUUAAGAUUUGUUUUAGUUUGUGGCUUUCUUUUCGAAUCUGACAGGUUUAGAUUGGAUCGGAUGGGCUUUUUGUGAAUGUGGUCGAUUGGUGGUGUUGUUAUGACAUUUUUAUAACUGAUGGCGUUUUAGUUUUGAUGAUAUCUUUGACAUUCCUUUAGGAAAUUGUAUGGAAACUCGGUGAAACAGAAUGAUUAUGAAUAUAAUGCUUUAUGCUGGUUCUACA
Molecule: messenger RNA, 1000 nt
Organism: Dendrobium catenatum
Lineage: Eukaryota; Viridiplantae; Streptophyta; Magnoliopsida; Asparagales; Orchidaceae
Product: calcium-binding protein KRP1
Exons: 2
Coding region: 434-781 (115 amino acids)
Molecular function (GO): calcium ion binding
Source: RefSeq, a predicted model, not a curated record